AAUAUUGCAUGCUUGUCAAUAGUGCAUGCUUGUUAGAGAUUGCAUGCUUGUCAGAUAUUGCAUGCUUGUUAGAUAAUGCAUGCUUGUUAGAGAUUGCAUGCUUGUUAGAUAUUGCAUGAAUAAGAGUAUUGUCACAAACUAAUGGUUCGCACCAAGCAUACAUACAAGCACACAAGCAAUUGAUUAUACAGUCUUCUUUCUUCUUUCUAUCGUGUCUUCUAAAGUAUUUUACUUACCUUUUGCGCCAUGGUACGUCUACGACGUUCCCAUGGUCUUCACGUACGACAUACGGUUUUCUAGCCCUUUUUCCUGGAGCUUGUCUCCUCGUGUCGUUUCUGUUUCAUUGGUUUUACGUUGUCUAAUGAUAAGCAACAGUUUGUUUGAGUCUAAGAGAACCCAAGAUGCGCUCGCGUUGAGCCAAAGCAGCCUUACAAGAUAACCUUUUGUAAAUUGGUCCUUCGAGCCGGAUAGCCGGAUUCGAACCAGAGAAGACUAGAGAUGGCAGAUAGUAUUGGUCCGCAGCAGAAGAUCGCCAAGGCUAAGGCGAAGACGGAAUAUACUAAUGUCCGCCGUGGGUUGCUGGUGUCCAUCGUAUCGGAAACCGUGAGUGUCGAGGAGAUUAAAUAUGGGCUACUAAUGCUCGAGAACAGGAUGAACUCCGUGAUGGAGGUUGUUUCAGAGCUGGCAGAUAUAUUUUGCAAGAAUCCUACUUAUUUAGAGAGUUUGGCAAAGGAGACUGCAGAAUUAGAGGUGUCGUACACUGAGGCAGUGACGCAGGCCAGCACUACUUUAGCAAAUAUCAGCAUGAGUAGAUACAACAGUGCACACACAAGCGAAAUCACGGGGUUGCGAUACACCCGUCACCCAGAGAGAGUUCAGGCAUAUUUGGAAUCCAUUUCAGCUACAGACAAAAUACGAACUGCACAGGAGCAGCUCCAGUGGAGUAGCAGUAGCAUGCAAGAAUUAGAUACAUCCAGCACGAGUCGUAGUGUACAGGCCAGCGGCCAGAGUGAACUCAGUACUAGUGGUAGUACCGUACACAUUCCCGCAUCGGAUGCUAACACCGCAGCUACGGAGCUUGUGUUUGUAGGCCAGGAUAGUGCAUGCACGAAUGAUGUAGUCAUGUCCAUGCCUGAUGUAUCUGGUAUCCCGUCAGCAGCUACAGGGGCCACAGGGCCAGCAGCGCGCGACCUCGACCGGAACAACGUCCCAGCAGAGCAGCGCAAGCAGCAACAACCAGGUGCCGGUGUUGGCGUGAGUACAGAUUUGCGUCUGGCUGUGAGCAGUAGUGACACCGGUACCAACCCUCGACAGUCGUCAGUCUCGUCACCGUACGACGUCGGACGUCAACAGAUCACGCAGAACACGACGAGCACGAGUACACCAGUCUCGAGUGCUGGUUACACCAACACAACACGAACAAACGACAAUCGCACAUUCACGAUCACAGCUGCAACACCAACGCUGCAAUACGGAACAACAACUACACCAACACAACAACACAGCCUCGGUUCAGCUCGUACACUAACUGCGAGUGGUACGUCGUCGAGAGUGAACACGACGAAAUUUGCUCAGGGUUUCGGCACCGCGACUGACCCAGCGUCCGCUUAUGGUGGUCCAGCAGCAUCAGCAUCAGCCUCUUUUGGAGCACAUUCCCACCUGGCCCCGGCCUCUGCGAGUACGAUCCCCUACGGUAGCCGCUUGCCGCUCGACGUACUCGGAGUGCCACAAUUACAAGCGGCCCAGACGGGCCAGAGUCAAACCCCGCAAUGGACGCAGUCAGAUACGGCAGCUAGCCAGUGGCCGCCGCCGUGUAGUACAACGCCUAAUUUAGCUGGUUCGACACAGUGGUCACCAGUUCCACCUGCAGCAGUGUCGUCCAACAACGCCGCUUUUGGGGUACAGAGACUACAGACGCAGUACAAUGUCAGUGGUUUGUACCCAUCACCAGCUCUACAUCCACCAGUGAACGCCGUUUUUGGUGGAUCGCCUGCACAGAAUGGAAGUGCACUGUACCCAGGCCAACAAUCAGCAUCCAAUUAUGGCCCUUAUGGCGGAACCCCAAAUGGGUAUGGAUUGACUGGACCAGUACCAGGAUUCACACCUGGUCCUUCGCAUGCACCGCAAGGCAAUCCACCAUCAGACGUUUACCGUCAUUUAAGAAAGAUCAAGAUACCAACCUUUGACGGCGACAAAAAGCUAUACGACACAUGGCGUACGUCUUUCAACGUCUGCGUCGAUCAACAGCCUCUGUCACCGGAGCUGAAGCUGUUGCAGCUCAGGCAAUAUCUGUCCGGUCCACCGUUGAAGACUGUUGAGACGUAUGGUUACUCGGCAGCGGCCUACGCAGCAGCACUCCAGCGACUUGACCAAAAGUACGGAGGUGAGAAGCGCAAAACAGCCGUCCACAUGUCCGCGCUCCAGGACAUGCCAGCAAUCCGUGAGCGUGGCACAGCCAAACAGCUCGAGCGUUUCGCAGAUCUUGUGCAAGUCGCCAAGAUUAACUUGAUUGAUGCUGGCCGUCAGAAUGAGCUGUCGUACGGUACGUUCUGCACUCAGCUGCAGCAGAAGCUGAGCCAAGAUCUGUUAACGGCGUACCACCGGUGGCGUUGCGAUAACAAUAUUGUCGAGUCGGUCGACUCGCUAUUGCAGUGGUUAGUACGGGAAGCAGAUUUCCGCACGGAAGCGGAGGAGACCCUGCAGAGUGUCUCGCAUAGCGUUGCAGCCACACGUCUGAUGAGCAAGCCUGCCAAAUCAGACAUUUCCACAGCAGCAGCUCUUACCGUCACCUCAUCGAGCGUAGAAUGUGUGUUUUGCGGCAGCGGACACGAGUCCUCGCAAUGUUCGUCCAUCACAGACAUCAAGCGCCGCAAGGAGCUGAUACGCAAGAAUGGUCGUUGCUUCAUCUGUCUGAAGAAGAACCACAUGGCUCGCGACUGCAAGUCCAAGCUGAGAUGUAGCAAAUGCGAGCAUCGACAUCAUACGUCCAUUUGCGAACCCAAGUCGUCAGAGCAGCCUGGGACUGGCGCGAAGACAUCAUCUCCGCCAUCUAGACAAGGCGGAAGUGGAAAAUGGUCGAAGCCAGUGUUUUCGUCAACAACCGCAGCUACUGUCAGCGACAGCGGAGCUGUAUUUCUACAAACUGCACAGACCUCGGUGGUCUCGCCUCAACGUCCAGAUCGAAAAGUGCCUGUGCGAGUAAUGCUAGACGGUGGGAGCCAACGCUCGUACGCUACAUCAUCGGUACUGACUCAGUUGGAUGUGCGCCGCUCCGGUCAAGAACGUGUAGUGAUAAACGCGUUUGGCGGCGAACAGCCAAGCCCAAGCACACUCCGGGACGUGGUCGAACUGGACAUUCAGUGCGUCGAUGGCAACCGGAUUCGUGUCAACUGCAUCGUCGUGCCAUCAGUCUGUGCACCCGUGCAAAAUCAGCACACCGCAGAUGUAGUCACAGCUUACGAGUCUCUACAGAAUCUCAGUCUCGCCGACAACUGUGGCGGCUCAGCUAGCAUCGACAUUCUACUCGGCGCUGACGUUUAUUGGCAGAUCGUCACGGGCGACAUCGUUCGUGUAGAUGAUGGGCCAACUGCUCUCGAUACUCGCCUCGGGUGGGUUCUGUCCGGACCAACAGGCAGGUGUAAUUCAGGCAUCAUCUCUACUAACGUCGCAACCGUUCACGCUUGCGAUGUCGAACCAUCUACAUUGUGUUCACGACGGAGGUGGGCACUUCAGUACAGCUAGUCGCGGCAAAGACUCGUGUUGCGCCGCUGAAGCAACAGACCAUUCCCCGCCUCGAGUUGCUUUCAGCACUGGUAUUGGCUCGCCUGAUGGCAUC
Messenger RNA from Sycon ciliatum, 3835 nucleotides. RefSeq lists its product as uncharacterized. The record is from RefSeq and is a predicted model, not a curated record. Lineage: Eukaryota; Metazoa; Porifera; Calcarea; Leucosolenida; Sycettidae. Bases 499 to 3741 code for a protein of 1080 amino acids. The transcript has a single exon. Gene Ontology annotation, molecular function: nucleic acid binding; zinc ion binding.